GAGCAACACAAAGAAAUUUUUCCAACGUCGAUCAUUUUCAAGAUGCGCUCGCUAUUUGCAAUUUAUUUCAUUGUAAAUGUUCUCGCACUGUUCGCUGUUUUGGUCCGCGCCAGACGUCAAUCCUGUACCGCCAAUCAUUGCGGCAAGAUCGGCAAAGACAUUAAGACGCUUCAAACCGAAGUUAAAAAUCUUAUUGCGCUGGUGAAGGACGCUUUGCCCCCGAAGCUUCCAGUCUGUCCCUUCUCUUCUUGCAAGGAGCAGUACGACAUAGGGAAGUCGAGACGAAGCCAAGUGUACCCGCUGAUGUUUGGUUCACAAAAGAUUCCUGUCUACUGUUACAUGGGAAACUUUGGAUGUGGCGGUGGAGGAUGGACGCUGGCCAUGAAGAUAAACGGCGCAAAGAGAACCUUCCAUUACGAUUCCCAUUUCUGGAGGAACAGAAAUGUCUACCAUCUUGCAGGAGGCAAGACUGGCUUUGACUUCCAGGAGACAAAGUUACCUACCUAUUGGAACACACCCUUCUCCAAGAUCUGCCUCGGUAUGAAGAUCGGUCAUCAGCUCAGGUUUAUUUUGAUCAACCGGCACGCCAACUCACUGUUCUCACUGAUCGCUGAUGGGAAAUACCGCACCACCUCAUUGGGUCGUAACACGUGGAAGACACUGAUUGGUUCACAGGCCUCAUUGCAGCCUCACUGCAAUAAGGAAGGAUUCAAUGCGGUGGGACACAAAUCUUAUGACCCCAAAGCAAGAAUCGGCAUCACCGCUAACCAGCAGAAUGACUGUUCUUCCUGUGACUCCCGAAUUGGUUUUGGCACAGGAGGUCUACAUGAUGACUCCAACACUUGUGGAAAUGAGGCAACGUACUCGCCAGAUAAUGGCAACAAGCACAUCAAAGCCAUGGGGUAUAUCCUGGUACAGUGA
Molecule: messenger RNA, 921 nt
Organism: Pocillopora verrucosa
Lineage: Eukaryota; Metazoa; Cnidaria; Anthozoa; Scleractinia; Pocilloporidae
Source: RefSeq, a predicted model, not a curated record